Parastagonospora nodorum SN15 is the source of this 552-nucleotide messenger RNA. RefSeq lists its product as hypothetical. Gene Ontology annotation, biological process: protein folding. The coding region runs from base 1 to 552 and encodes 183 amino acids. The transcript is spliced from 5 exons. Gene Ontology annotation, cellular component: microtubule cytoskeleton; cytoplasm. Gene Ontology annotation, molecular function: GTP binding; GTPase activity. NCBI's taxonomy places the organism in Eukaryota, Fungi, Ascomycota, Dothideomycetes, Pleosporales, Phaeosphaeriaceae. The record is from RefSeq and is a predicted model, not a curated record.
AUGCUGUCGAUACUGCGAAAAGCACGCUUGAAGGACAAGGAAAUGCGAAUACUGAUGCUGUGUGUGUUCUUGAAUUUGGGCCUGGACAAUGCCGGAAAGACGACCAUUGUGAAGAAGAUUAUGAAUGAAGACGUGAACAGCGUCAGCCCUACACUCGGCUUCAUUAUCAAGACAAUAGAAUACGAUGGCACAGGGGAUGUGGGCGGGCAGAAGACGCUGCGCACAUACUGGAAGAACUACUUCGAGAAGACUGACACGCUCAUCUGGGUAGUCGAUGCAACGGACCGCGAGCGGAUAGACGACUGUCGCCAUGAGCUGGCAGGGUUGCUGCAGGAAGAGCGUCUCUCGGGAGCAAGCCUGCUUGUCUUCAAGAACAAGAGCGAUGUUCCCGGGGCCAUGACCGAGGACGAAGUGCGCGAGGGCCUGCGACUCGAGGCCAUCAGGACUCACAAAUACCACAUCAUCACGUGCAGCGCCAUGACAGGCAUGAACCUGCAAGAAGGGCUCGAGUGGGUGGUACAGGACGCCAAAGCAAGACUGUUUCUCUACUGA